This is a messenger RNA of Mesorhabditis spiculigera, 6264 nucleotides long. The record is from the annotation of a GenBank genome assembly. NCBI's taxonomy places the organism in Eukaryota, Metazoa, Nematoda, Chromadorea, Rhabditida, Rhabditidae.
AUGGACCCCAGGCAUCUGCAGAACACGUUGAACCCGGGCGGUGGGGCGAUGGAUGCGAAUCAACAAAACGCCUUCCUCCACCCCCAAUACAAUCAAUUCUUUGCCCAGAAUCAGCUGCUCAGCCAGGGAUUCUACCCGAGUCAACAGCAGAUGCUCGACAUGCAGUACAUGCAACAACAACAACUAUUGCACAUGCAACAGCAACUCCCCCAACAACACCAACAAUCCCUCCAACAACCACAGCUUGGCCUGCACCCGAAUUCGAUGCUACAACAACAACAACUCCUACAGCAACAACAUCUACCGCAAUUCCAACAAGUUGCCCAGCAAAUGACCCAUCAGCAGCGCCUACUCGACCAGCAAAAACAACAAAUGGAAGCGAUACGGCAACAACGGCUAGCCCAGGAACGCGCCGAAGCUGAGGCUCGACUGAUUGAGCAACAGAAGAGGGAAGCGGAGGAGGCUGAGAAGCGCCGGAUAGCUGAAGAGAUUCGGCGUAAGGAGGAGGCGGAACGGCUCGCGAAGCUCGAGGCUGAGAUGUUGGAGCGGAGGAAGAUGGAGGAAGAAGCCGCCCGCCAGGCCGAAAUUGAACGCCUCCGCCUCGAGGCCGAGCGCCGAGAGCGCGAACAACUCGAAAAGGUGCAGGCCGAGCAGCAGGCGAAGGCUCGGGAGGCCGAGAAAAAUCAGCACGAGCUAGAGGAGCGAGGAGCCAAGCUUCCAGCUCCUUACACCAUGCUCGGCACGCCAAUUACAAAUUUGCUGACGCUGAUCUCGUUUCCCUCGGAAAAUUUGGCGAAUUCGCAGAUGCUGAGGAUUUGUCAGCCGAACGAGCUGGGGGCCCUAAACAACACCGACCCAACCCUGGUCGCAAAUAUCUGCGACGCUUUGGCGGCCUGUGACGUCAAUGACAUCAAAAUGCGCCAAGACUUUGAGACGAAUGAGACGGCGUUCGAUCAGCUGCCCCCGUUGAUAAAGGCCGUUCUCCAGCACCGUGCCGACGCCCUCGACGUGGAGACGUCGAUGGCGCAUGGCAUCGAUCUGGGCGACAUCAACGACGCGAUGAACACCGAUUUCAAUUUGGACCGGCCUAGCGAAACAUCAGCGGCGCCGAGACCCAUGGGUCAACCCACCGAUCCGGCCCGGCCAGCGUUCAAGCCCGCCGAAAUCGCGCAUCCCGAUGGUGAAAAGAUCCGCCGCCAAAUGAUCUCACUAGGGAAACAACCGAAAGCCGCGCAGAAUCAACGCAAGAAAAAGGACAUGGUCGCAGAGCUGUACGACUCGCUGACCGACUAUUUCGACCCAAGCCAGGGACCGCGGUCACGGAGAAAGGCCAAAACUUUUGAAGAGGAGCUCCAGGAUAAGAAGGAUCUCGAAAUGGUCGAGCGAAUGGAGCACGACGGAGACGAGUCCGAACACGACCCUGAAGCUGCAGGCCCUUCAAGCGUCAAGCGCCCCUUCGAGGAGGAUGAGCUGGACGGGAAGUUCUUUGACAAGCGCAAGUCGAAAAAGAGGAAACACGAAGAAUUCGAGCGAGCCCCCACCCCCACCGAGGUCAUCCAGGAGCGGGAGGCUGAAUGGAUCGAGCGCCAGCGGCAACGCAACGAGAAACGGAGACGGAAUCGCGGUGAUGACAGCGGCGAAGAAAAUUGGAGUAACGAUGUGAUGGCCGAGCAAGCGUCGCAAGAAUGCUUCGAGGCCACGAUUGAUCAAAUCGUGAAUGAGGUUGACAUCGAAUUCGGCCGAGACGAUCAAGAUGACGAUGACAAUGCCGACAUGGACGCGCAGUGUUUGAUCGAGGCGUCAAAGUUGGAGCAGCUGCGAAUGGAGGCGUUGAAAUUGAAGGAGUGGAAGAAGCUGAACAAGGUCAACGCCGAUCGUCUCGUCAAGCUCAUCACAAUCCUCGAGCGCAACAUUCGCGACGUGAUUCCGAGGGAAGGCGAGGCUCCAAUCGUCUCGUUUCUGGACGACGAGACCAUGGAUGAUGACGAUCAGGCGACCCUCGAUGAACGGCUCUAUCGCGCUGCGGCUGCAGCCUGCACCGCUCUGCUCGUCAUGACCGGGUCGAAGAUGCCAAAAAUGGUCUUCCUCGAAGAUGCUAUCGACCGCUCAAUCCAACUCUGCAAGCAAUACCUCAACUACAUCGUCUUCCCGGCCUCGGAUUCCGUGUUUCGAUCGCCAAACAAGCAGAAGAAAGUCGAAGAGAAAAGCCGUGGACGCCGAAAACUGGGCCAAUCGACGCGCACACCUAGCGCUCAACGAAUCUAUGUUCGGAUGACGGAUCUGAUCGGAUGCUUCGGAGAGCUUGUCCGCGUCCAAUCGCUGUCCGAGAUGUCGAUACAUCAUCUGUCCACCAUUGCCACCUCCGCCUUUUUCGUCAACAACAUCGGCGAGCUGCAGUGGCAGGCAAUGCGCCUCCUGUCCAACAUCUUCAACAAGUGCGACGACAACAUCCGCCACGCCAUCCUCCAGGACAUCAUCAAUGCCCUUCAUCGCCUACCCCAUGCCAAGACCACCUCGAACAGUCUGCGUCUUUCCACCGGCACAUGGCUGAACAACGUUAGCGUGCUCAUCAUGCAGCUUGUCCAGGCAACUGUGCAUAUGCCCAAGCGAAAGAAGAGGGAUGGCGAAGAGACUGACGAAAAGGCUGAAAUCGACCGAGCCGAUAAGUCCAUCAAAUCCUCCUUCGAAAGCGCGUACCGCAUCGCUGCUACCUUCCUCGGCGGUUUCCUGCAGAAGUGCUGCUCGAAGGGUGAAGAAGACAAUCGGCGUGUUUUCGAGUCCUUCCUCCACGAUCUCCUCAACGCUCUACACAAACCUGAAUGGCCGGCUGCCGAAUUCCUGCUCUCCAUCCUGGGCAAUAUGCUGAUCAAGCACUAUCGCGCGAGCAAGGGCACGGAAAUCGGACUGCGCACGGCCUCGCUGGAAUAUUUGGGCCUCAUCACCGCCCAAUUAAAGAAGGACGCGCGAUCGGGGGCGGAGGAUGCGAAGGCACGACUUGAGCUCGUCGUCAAGACGGUCAUCUUUGACGAAAUGGAAGACCCGCCGGCCGACAUUUCCGAGCUGGACAUUGAUGACAUGUCGGCCACUGAUCGGAUAAAGAAGCUGGAACAAGCCCUCAUCGACUAUUUGCUCAUCACAAAAGACGGCGGCGACGUGAGCAUCGAAUAUGCCGUUUCGUUCUACGCGUGCUACUGGUACAAGGAGACUGUCGAGGACUUGGAUCGGCUCAAGCAGGACUACAAGGCCAUGAAGAAGCAGGAGGAUCUGACCGAAAAGGACCUGCGAAAGAGGGAGAAAAAGAUGGAGCGGAUAAACGAGAAAGCACGUGCCAUGAAGGAAUAUCUGGUGAAACUCGUGGAGCGGAAACAGAUGAAGAAGCGUGUCGAUGAAAUUCGGGCUAAAGGACUGGAUGUGAUGCUGGAGGCUGAUGCUGCUUGGGCCGUCAAGUUUUUGGCCACGCAACGUGAGCUCACGCAGUCUGGAUUCGAGAAUUACCUGAAGCAGAUCCUCUACGGCGUCAUUUCGGAGCCAAUCGUCGCGCUGAGAACAAGAGCGAUGAAGUGCUUGACGCAGAUCAUCGAGGCUGACCAUGCUGUGCUGGGAAUCCCGGAAGUACAAAGUGCCGUCCAGGCCCGCAUGGUCGACCCGAAUGCUCAAGUGAGAGAGGCCACCAUCGAACUGCUCGGGAAGUAUCUGCUCUCACGCCCCGACUUCAUCCCCAAGUACUACCCCAUCCUUUUGGAGCGCAUCAAGGAUUCCGGUACGGCUGUCCGAAAGCGCGUCAUUCGCAUCAUGCGUGAGCUGAUCGAGCAGAAUCCCGAUUUCGACAAGGGCCCGGAGCUGCUAUCACGAAUCGUGCGCCGCAUCGGGGAUGAGGAGGGCGUCAAGAAAUUGGUGCUGGAGACGUUCAACAACCUGUGGUUCCAACCGCUGCGCGAGAAAGAUCAUGAAGCAUUGCUAAAACGCGUCCAACUGCUUACGGCUACCACGGAGCUCUGCGCGGCCGAGAAUACUGUCGAGCACAUUGAAACCAUGUUCAACCUCAUCUUUAAGACUGGUGACAAGGGCACAAUCUUCGCCUGCCGGCAGAUCGUUGACAGUCUCGUCGACUCUGUGCUGACGUUGGAAUCGAAGAUGGCUAUUGAAAACUCGAUUUCUGCUGCGGACACAAAUGGCGGCGGUGACAACUUGAACAAAGUGCGCCUCGCCAAGUCGAAUCAAGACCGCAUGUUGGCCUGUCUAACUGCGUUGAGCUUGUUCAGCAAGGUGCGAUCCGAACUGCUCGUCAAACACGCUGAGACGCUGCAGCCGUAUCUGAGCAUGAGUGUUAACACGCCGGGCGAGAUUCAAGUGCUCAAGCAGGUUAUCGACAUGUUGCGCCGCGUGAUCCCGUUGAUGACCCACCCAUCGGAUCAAUUGAUAGACGAUCUAGAAGAGUCGCUGGCCCAGCUGAUCGUUGGUGGAAAGGUGGUGAUCGUCGAGUCGGCCGUCGAAUGUGCUGGUGCCCUACACGAGAAAUUCCCGCGACGUCGCCCGAAAGUCACCGAGCGCUUCUUGAAGUUCCUUGGAGUUCUGAAUCAAACACGCCAACUGACCGAACGCGAUCCAAAGGCUCAGUCGCAGAUGAACGAUUCUCGGGUUGUGAUGUUGGCAAGAGCCAUCUUCUGCGUGGGUCUCCUCGGGCGCUAUUUCGAUUUCGAUGUACUGCUCGAAGAAGAACAGGACACCACGCGCCAAUACGUCGUGCCCACCGUCCUCCCCGACAACCCAUUCCUCGAAAACCACCAAAUUGAAGACGAUGAGCGGCCGAGAAAGAUCAGGGACAACGUCUUCUCCGUGCUCGUCUACUUUGCCACCUUCCCGCACGGCGUUAUCAAGAAGAAUUCGAUCACCAGCAUCGGGCAUCUUUCUGCCCAAUACGCCGAGUAUCUGACGAGACCUGAAGUUCGUGGGCUGUAUAUGAUGCUACUCAAAUCCAACGAUAUUCAUCAUCUGGCGCUGAAAAUUCUGGUGUUACGUAAUCUCGAGCAGUUCUUGAUCAACGAGGAGACGAAGAUGCACAAGCUGAAUCAAGAUUGGAUGAAGCGCAAAGAAACGGAAGAUCUGAAGGAAAUGGAUCAAGCGGGCAGUGGACUCGGGUCAGCUGUCAUCCAGAUCUACUGGAACUUCGUGCUCAAUUGCUACUUCCAUCGCGAGAAAGAAGUCCGCUCGGCAGCUGUUCAGGUAGCCUGGCGUACCCUGAAUCAAGGCCUCGUGACCCCCGGCUCCUCCAUCCCAACGCUCAUCGCAAUGAUGACCGACCCGAUCCCGUUGAUCCGAAACAAGGUCGAAAAUCUGCUGAAGGAGAUUGAUACGAAGUACCAAGGGAUGGUCCAGACGAAAGCCGUGUCCGGCAUUCGGGUCGCCUUCUCGCUGCACAACUUGGUGGGGCGUGAAAAUGGUCGUCUGCUGCGCGGCAUCCGGGCCAUCGAGGGUUCUGCAACGGCGAAUACAGCCAACAAGAAAAUGGUCCUUGACGCGUGGGGCAUGCCAAAGUACACGAACGACGGUCAAGCGCUGCUCUCAGGUCUUUAUCAGGCAAUGCGUGGUAAUAGGCAACAGCGCCGCAGCUUCUUGGCAUCGGUGUUGCGACUCUUCUCCGAGGAGUACAAAGACAAGCCCUCACUGCAAGAGUGGAUCUUUGUCGGCGACAACGUGGCGAUGUUCCCGUAUCAAGUUCUCGAUGAGCCCCUCUACGUCAUCCAUCAGAUUGACUCGAUUGUCGCGUUGUCUGGGGAGAGCAUAAUCAAUCAAUUCAAGCAAAGUGAUGACGACGUCGACUUUGAGCCAGAAGCCAUUUAUCUCCGCCUCCCCUCCGACAAGACGCAUCUUUUCACGCUGAUGAACAACUCGCAGGCUUGCUUUACCCUCCUCUUCCUCAAAACAUUCCUCAUGAAGCUCUACGGCUUCACUGAAGCGAAGAUCCAAGAAUACUCGCCAUCGGACGGUGCCAAAAUCUACGAAAAGCCGGUGACGCGCAAGAACGUGCAGAUGUUCUACCCACAGACGGCCAUCGCCGAGCUCGAUCCGGCCAGGAUUGCUGUCCGGGACACGAUGGAUGGCCACUACAAUUUGUCGCAUCAAAUUUGUCAUUUCCGUAAGAUGUUGCUAUCGCUCGACCGUGGCGGUGAUGACGAUGACGAGGCCCCGCCGGAAGAGCAGCCAGCUCCUGAGAAUGAACAAGUGGACGAAGCCGACCAAGUUGAUGGCGUCAUCACCGAGGAG